Molecule: messenger RNA, 1506 nt
Organism: Durusdinium trenchii
Lineage: Eukaryota; Dinophyceae; Suessiales; Symbiodiniaceae
Source: the annotation of a GenBank genome assembly
AUGGUGAAGGCUUUCGCUGAUGAUAGUUCGGAGUCCAAGAGCAAGAUACCUCGAUCCCCGGAGAUGGGAGGAGAGUGGGGUAGAAAAAUUGGUGACGUCCGUAUUUCUUAUCAAGGUGAGAUCGUCGAGAAAGGGCAAAGGUUGACCUUGGAUCAGGUGUUGCCUGGGCCACCUCCUGAAGGUUAUGGAGCAUCUCUACCAUUGGUGGAGCUGUGUGAGGGUGAAGUAAGAGAGAAGCUCCUAAAUCUCUUGGGGAAUAUUCUUCCUGACGAAGAGAUGCCCCAAGAGAUCCCUCGGCCCCAGAUCCAUGCCACGAGGCAGGAGUGGGAGAAGAUUGCAGCUGAGCGGUACAAGAGGGGGUUGGUGAAGACGGUGGAGGCUCCAGUGUUGGUGAGAGAUAGAUUCCUGGUCAAUGGCAGCUUUGGAGUGGUGAAGCCCGGCAAGUUUUUGGAUGAUGAACGUCCCAUCUUGAGAUUGAUCAUGGACUUUAGGGGGACAAAUGCUGCUACCAGAGUUCUGGAAGGCGAUGUCAGGAGCUUGACAGGAGCGCCCGCCUUGCAGCAUGUAGUAUUGCCGGCCGGAAAAGUGAUCCGAAUGAGUGCCGAUGAUCUGGUGUCGGCUUUCUAUUUGUUUGCACUGCCACCUGGAUGGCCAGAGAUGAUGACGUUUGCCGAGAAGGUGCAGUGGAGGAGUUUAGGUUUCGAUAGAGAAGGUGAAACCUAUUUUGGAGCGGCCGUACUGCCGAUGGGAUGGGCCUCGGCAGUUGGGGUAUUACAGCAUGCCCGUCGAAGACUGGCCCUGAGAUCCCCUUUGCAAGGCGGAGGAGGCCUCCUAGGACAAUGCGAGAUUCGAAGGGACAGUGUCUUCCCGAAUUUGGAGGAGGAAGACAAGCUAUGGUCGCUAUACUUGGAUGACACGAGCUUGUAUGAGAUCAUGGAGGCCCGAGUUGCGGAAGACUUGGAAGGAAAGAGCUCGGAGGAGCAGGAGGCUCUGCGGCGAGCUUAUGCCCACUGGGGGAUUCCCUUCUCAAGGGAGAAAAGCUUGCAGAGGGCAAGGAGGGCCGAACAAUUAGGUGCAGUGGUGGACGGUGACAGUGGCGCCUUAAAAGGUUCGACGAAGAGGGCCCUCGACAGCUUGUCUUUCAUUUUCUGGCUGCUGCGGCAAGAGAAGGACAUUGCGGACGGCGAGGUGCUCAUCCCGCUGAGUGGGAAGUCAGUUGAGGAAAUCCUGAUGGCAGGAUGUAGCCAGGCCCUGAGGGUGACAGAUUUACGAGCUAAGUUGCAUGAGGUUGUGACUGCAUCUGAUGCGAAGGAGACAGGAGGUGGAUCGGUGUACGGGUCAAAGUUGACGUCCCGAGGGCUCAGAGAGAUGUGUGCCCUGGAGGAAGCGGAAGAUGAUGUAGGAGGAGAGGGUAUUAACUUGGACGAGCCGCAGAGGGUGUUGGUCUUUGACCUCUUUGCAGGAAUUGGAGGUUUGAGUCGGGCGCUCUUGCUGAGUGGUGAUUGA